Messenger RNA from Podarcis raffonei (Aeolian wall lizard), 1349 nucleotides. RefSeq names its product serine/threonine-protein kinase pim-3-like. Lineage: Eukaryota; Metazoa; Chordata; Lepidosauria; Squamata; Lacertidae. The record is from RefSeq and is a predicted model, not a curated record. Gene Ontology annotation, biological process: negative regulation of apoptotic process; protein autophosphorylation; regulation of mitotic cell cycle. The transcript has 6 exons. Gene Ontology annotation, molecular function: protein serine/threonine kinase activity; ATP binding. Gene Ontology annotation, cellular component: cytoplasm. The coding region runs from base 191 to 1132 and encodes 313 amino acids.
GCUCUGCUUUUUCGCGGCUUCCUCCAGCUCGCCUCGCCAUUGGCUAAGGUCGGCGUGGAGUUGGAACGUUCGUAAAAGCGAAGGAAUUCCGAGGCGCACGCGGUGGGGGAGGGAGGAGCGGCCACACACAUACACACAAACAAGCACACGCGAGGCAAUCUUGGCCGGAGAGUGACCGACUGACCAGGCCAUGCUCUUGGCUCAAGGCCCCAUUUGCCACCAGGGUCCCGAAGGGCCGCCGGCCGCCGAUGCCGCCGAAGAGGAGCCUCGCUCCGCGGGGAAGGCGACCUUGGAGACGCGCUACCGCUUGGGAGCGUUGAUUGGGAGCGGCGGUUUCGGCACCGUCUACGCGGGGACCCGGCUCAGCGAUUCUCUCCCGGUGGCCAUCAAGUAUGUUGCCAAAGACAGAGUCUUGCAAUUCCAACACAUGAAUGGCACCCUGGUCCCGCUGGAAGUCGUGCUGCUGAAGAAGGUGUCUUCCUCGGGCUGCCGAGGCGUCAUCCGCCUCCUGGAUUGGUUUGAGCAGCCUGACGCGUACUUCAUCGUGAUGGAGCGCCCCCUCGUCUCCCAGGACCUGUUUGACGUCAUCACUGACAGGGGCCCACUCCCUGAAAGCCUGGCCGCCGGCUACUUCCGGCAAGUGGUGGAGGCCGUGCGCCACUGCCACCUCUGCGGUGUUUUGCACCGAGACAUCAAGGACGAGAACAUUCUGGUCGACCUCCUGCAAGGAGACCUAAAGCUCAUAGACUUUGGCUCGGGGGCGCUGCUUCGGGAUGCUCCCUAUACAGAUUUUGAUGGCACCCGGGUAUACAGCCCUCCUGAGUGGAUAAAAUACCACCGGUACCAUGGCGUGUCUGCCACUGUGUGGUCCUUGGGCGUGCUGCUCUAUGACAUGGUGUGCGGGGACAUCCCUUUCGAGCGCGACGAAGAUAUCCUCCUUGGGAAACUCCACUACCACUGCAGGGUAUCCUCAGACUGCCGUCACCUGAUUGAGUGGUGCCUCUCGCUGGCCCCAGAGAACCGGCCUUCCCUGGAGCAGAUCUUGGCCCAUCCAUGGCUCCUUGCCUUCUUGGAGCAAGGCGGACGCAAAGCCCAGCAGCCCACAGUCCCCAAAGCCGGCACGAGCCUGUGACUCUGGUGGCCUCUGGACAGCAGUACUGGGACGGGCCAUCGCAGAAAGGAUGGACGUAUCUCGGUUUCUCCUGCGACGACAGGCUGACAUACUCGUUAUUCCUGCUGAUAGCUGAGUUCCUGCCCCUGGGUGGACGACCUAUGAAAUCCCAGGCCUGUGGCAGGGACGCUGCCCACCCUGACUAGACAGGGGGUCUGGCGUGCAGCCCCUUGACCCC